This is a messenger RNA of Fukomys damarensis (Damara mole-rat), 278 nucleotides long. Its product is annotated as ubiquitin-like. Gene Ontology annotation, molecular function: protein tag activity; ubiquitin protein ligase binding. The transcript has a single exon. Bases 45 to 278 code for a protein of 77 amino acids. Gene Ontology annotation, cellular component: nucleus; cytoplasm. Gene Ontology annotation, biological process: protein ubiquitination; modification-dependent protein catabolic process. The record is from RefSeq and is a predicted model, not a curated record. NCBI's taxonomy places the organism in Eukaryota, Metazoa, Chordata, Mammalia, Rodentia, Bathyergidae.
GAGACCUUGUGUCGCGGCGUUUUCACACUCGAUAACAGGUCAAAAUGCAGAUCUUUGUGAAGACCCUGACUGGCAAGACCAUCACCCUGGAGGUGGAGCCCAGUGAUACCAUUGAGAAUGUGAAGGCCAAGAUCCAGGAUAAAGAAGGCAUCCCUCCUGACCAGCAGAGGCUCAUCUUUGCAGGCAAGCAGCUGGACGAUGGCCGCACUCUUCCUGACUACAAUAUUCAGAAAGAGUCUACUCUUCACCUGGUCCUUCAUCUGAGGGGUGGCUGUUAG